CUUCCGUUCGUGGUUGGAAUGCAUCGUCGCAAUCCGCCAUCUUGUCUGCAGCUAGGUCCUUCUUAUACAGCCUGCCAGUAGAUGAACCUUACAGACCUAACUCAGGGUAAAACUGCUCCAUGUAACUCUUUAGCUCCCUACCGCCUUCCCGUUUCACCUCAGUUAGUUUUUGAAGUGGAGACACAGGCAGCGGAUUUGAAAAACAGCCAACUCUCGAUAGUCACAGUGGCACAAAUUAACUUCAUUUAAAAAAUGGCGUUUGUUGGAAGAAGUCGCUUCCAAUGGGAAGUCAUAUUUAAGAGUUAGACUGUGUUCCUUUUCGACGAAAAAGUUAAGAAAGCUCCCCUGUAGCGGGACCUGACCCACCUGCAUCAUGCCCGAGAUGUCGAAGAUGAAGAAGCCCGACGCCAAGUUGGUUCUCCUGGGGGAUAUGAACGUGGGGAAGACGUCGCUGCUCCACAGGUACACUGAGAGGAAGUUCAAAGACACCAUCAGCACCGUCGGAGGGGCGUUUUUCCUCAAACAGUGGGGACCUUACAACAUGUCAAUAUGGGACACAGCUGGUCGAGAACAGUUCCAUGGGUUGGGCUCCAUGUACUGUCGAGGUGCAGCUGCUGUCAUCUUCACUUAUGACGUCACUAACUGGCAGAGCCUAGUUGAGCUUGAGGAGCGCUUCCUGUCCCUGACAGAUACAGCUAACCAUGACUGCAUUUAUGCUGUGGUGGGCAACAAGGCUGAUCUCACAGACGCUAAAGCCCAGAUGUCCCAGGACUCGGGGAGAGUGUCUGAGGACCAAACAGAGUAUGAGAGGGACAGGACAGAGCCACAGUUGCUCUCUGCCUGCCCCACACCCCCAGCCACCCCUGCAUCCCUCUCUGGGGUGAUCCUACACAAACAGGUUACACAUGAGGAUGCAGUGGCUCUUUAUGGGAGAAUACUACGCUACAAAGGCCUGGAGGAGAAGAGCAGCCUGCCUGCAGAGAAGAUGUGCUUCGAGACAAGUGCCAAGACGGGGCAUAAUGUGGACACUUUGUUUGAGACAUUAUUUGAUCUGAUGCUGCCUUCCAUCCUGAGAAAGAGAAAUGAGAACCAGAAUUCUCCUACAGUUGACCUGGAAGAGUGCAGUGUGGCCAGCAGUAAGCAGGCCAAGUCUGCCUGCUGCUAGGAUCCACCAGAGGGGUGGAGAGGCUGCAACUAGAAGAAUCUUGUUUUUAGCAAAGGACAGUCAGUAGGUUGGUCCAAGCACUAAAUACAUACUGUGAUGGUACUACUUGUUUCCCUUGACUGAAACCUGAGACCAUUAUUAGUGACCUCGCAUACAUACGUUCUUGAUGCUGUGAAGAUGUUACGAGAAAGCAACUAGACUUCGUAGUGUCCUGAUACAUUUUCUGUGUAAUGAAGGGAAAUGUUGCCACUCUGUGCUUUGAGACCUUCCACCCUAACAAAUGAAACUGCUCUUGUAUCCCAAAGAUGUGUCUGUGGGCAAAUAAUCCACAUAAGAAGUCAGUAACUGCUAUUUGUAAAUGUGGUGGUAUGAGAAGUUCACACAUUUACCAGCACUAAUUGUUAGCUGGGUGGCACAUUUCACUGUGUUUAUCCUAGCUGAAUUUUAAGGGUUUCACAAAUCACACUUAAUUGACUCUUUUGUUAUUAGUGUUGAUACUGAUCUUUUUAUUUUAUUGGCACUUUCAAGGAGUGUAAAUAGUAAAAUACCCCUGUUGAAUUUUUAAGUACACUGUCAUAAUAAAGAUUUUUAUUUUGCAGUU
Molecule: messenger RNA, 1766 nt
Organism: Monopterus albus (swamp eel)
Lineage: Eukaryota; Metazoa; Chordata; Actinopteri; Synbranchiformes; Synbranchidae
Gene: rab20
Product: RAB20, member RAS oncogene family
Exons: 2
Coding region: 374-1165 (263 amino acids)
Molecular function (GO): GTPase activity; GTP binding
Source: RefSeq, a predicted model, not a curated record